Molecule: messenger RNA, 729 nt
Organism: Paramecium octaurelia
Lineage: Eukaryota; Ciliophora; Oligohymenophorea; Peniculida; Parameciidae
Source: the annotation of a GenBank genome assembly
AAAAAAUCAAAUUUAUUGAAUAAGAUGGCAGCCAAUAAAUUUUGGAAAAAGAAAGAAGUAAAAAUGACUUAAAAAUAUUGAGUUAUCAAGUUUGGAAUAAUAAGUUGGAGCAGCAUUAACAUAAAUUGAAGCAACAAUAACGGAAGUUAAGAAUUUGAAAUUAACAUCAGUUGUUGAUUUCACAGCAAAGAUUAAUGCUAAGAAAUAGGUGUAUUUGGUAUUUAUCCCAUAUCCAUGCUUGACAAUAUACAAUAAGAUAAGGUAUAAUUUUGGUAUGAGGUGAUUUUAGCUAAAAGCUAUUACCUGAAUUGGAGAAGAGAGUUAAGGCAACUAUCUUAGUGGCUGCUAAAAGAACAAUUGAGAGUAAGUGGGUCAAGAAUCACAGAUCUUAGACAAGACCUAAUUCAAGAACUCUUACAUCUGUUUAUAAUGAAUUGCUUGAGGAUUUGAUUUCCCCAUCUGUAAUUUUGGGUAGAAGAACAAGAGUCAGAGUUGAUGGCACCAAAUUCUAUAGAAUGUAGAAUGAAAUCAUUGAUUAAUUAGUUUCCUGGAUGAAAGCGAUUAGAAGGAGUUGGAAUCAAGACUUGAUUCUAUUAAGGAUGUUUACAAAGUAUUGACAACUAGGGAUUUGGAGUUUGAAUUCAGAAGAGAUGACACUUUCUAUUAAAAAAAAGGUGCUAAGAAAGUGGCUAAGAAAUGAUGAACAUUAUUAAGUAUAGUAUUAUAGGC